Messenger RNA from Sinocyclocheilus rhinocerous, 3744 nucleotides. RefSeq names its product serine/threonine-protein phosphatase 6 regulatory subunit 2-like. The record is from RefSeq and is a predicted model, not a curated record. Gene Ontology annotation, molecular function: protein phosphatase regulator activity; protein phosphatase binding. The coding region runs from base 530 to 3172 and encodes 880 amino acids. Gene Ontology annotation, cellular component: cytosol; nucleus. The transcript has 24 exons. Lineage: Eukaryota; Metazoa; Chordata; Actinopteri; Cypriniformes; Cyprinidae.
CGCGCACGCGCGCGUCUAUGACAGAGUUUCGCCAUUUUGAACACAAACAUAUGAACGAUUUUUAUUUUCCGAUCCCCCUUUCCCUCGCCUUGCGCGUGAGCAGCCGAGAUAACUCUGCGUAGUGACUAAGAGCAGAAUAAUUUUCAAAAAAACUCAUUUAUCGAUAAGAGGCAACAGAAAAGCAACUUUAGUGAGGACGAUGGCUCGCGCUUUGGGCAGAUAGUUGAGAGGAAAACGGUCUCGUGGCAGCUGCGGGGUUUCACAGAGCGCGCGCGGGGCAGCAGCAGCAGCAGCAGCAGCAGCCCGUCUGAAGACACUCACAGCGGGGUGUCAGACCGUCUGAGGCGUGCGUGUAUUCGAGGAAGGCCUGGUGGGAAGUGGACCUCAUGCAGAUUAAUGCUAGGUCAUUCUGUGCUGUCUGCAUUCUGCCACUCAAAUGCCUGUCUGCCUGUGGAGGAGGUGUAACUAAGGAUUCACACGUUUCAUCAGCUGGCCUGGGCUUCCUGCUGCAGCAGCCACCGCCGCCAUCAUGUUCUGGAAGUUUGACCUGAACAACACCUCCCAUAUCGACCAGCUGCUGGAUCGAGAGGGAGUGACUCUGAGAGAGUUGAUGGAAGAGGAGGAUGUCCUGCAGGAGUGCAAAGCACAGAACCGCAAGCUCCUGCUCUUCCUCUCCAAGGAUCACUGUAUGCUGGAGCUGGUCACCCUUAUUACGGAGGAGCCACCUUCUGACCUGGAGGAGAAAACUCGCUUCAAGUUUCCAAACAUAGCCUGUGAGCUCCUGACCUCUGAUGUGGCUCUUAUCAAUGAUAAGCUGGGUGGAGAUGAAUCCCUUUUGGAGAAGCUCUACCACUUUCUGGAGCAAGAGCCGCCCCUUAAUCCCCUGCUGGCGUCCUUCUUCAGCAAAACCAUCGGCAACUUGAUUGCACGUAAAACAGACCAGGUAAUCUCUUUCCUAAGGAAAAAACACAACUUUAUCAGUCUGGUGCUGAAUCACAUUGAUGCCUCGGCCAUGAUGGACCUUUUGCUGCGCCUCAUCAGCUGUGUAGAGCCUGCCCCCUUGAGGAUGGAGGUCCUCAAUUGGCUGAAUGAGGAGAGACUCAUCCAGAGACUCACAGAGCUCAUGCACACAGGGAGAGAUGAAGAGAGACAAUCUAAUGCAUCCCAGACUCUUUGUGACAUCAUUCGACUUAGUCGAGACCAGGCCAAUCAGCUGUCAGAGGUCACCGAACCAGACCCCUUACUCGCUGUCCUGGAGUCACAAGAGAAUGUGGCGGAGCUUUUGAAGAACAUGUUUGAAGGGGAAAGGACUGAAGCGUCUGUCGUCAAUGGAACGGAAGUGCUUCUUACAUUACUGGAGUCACGAAGGUCAGGGCUGGAGGGUCUGAUGGACCUGUAUUCUCAGGGAUGUGAAAGGUCUUACACUGUCAACAGCAGUAUUUUACGUGCUAUUGAGCCUCAUCUAAAGGACUUCCAGCAGCUCCUACUGAACCCUCCUAUGAGAAGUGCAAUACUCACUACAGUGGGCGUUCUGGAGCAGCCCCUGGGGAGCGCCCGCCUUCAUGUGGCCAGACUGGUGGCUUCUCUGCUGCAGACUUACGACCUCAGCAUCUGCCAAGAGAUCUGCAGACUCAACACCAUGGACCUGCUGUUGGAUUUAUUCUUUAAAUACACCUGGAAUAAUUUCUUGCACUUGCAAGUGGAGCUGUGUGUGGCAUCCAUCCUGAACCACUCUGCCCACGCAGACCUCCAGAACCCAGGUCUGCAGAACCACGAGGAGAGACCAGCUACAGGCACAGGCAACCAAGCGGAGGAGGGAACACCUGGCCAGAACAGCACCUCAGACCCAGCAAACACGCCCAUUCAAGAUGCUCUUGUUGCCAAUCUCUUCCAGCAUUGCCGGCUGGUGCAAAGGAUUCUGGAUGCUUGGGAGGAAAAUGAUAAAAUUCAGGCUGAAGGAGGAAGGCGAAGGGGAAACAUGGGUCACCUGACAAGAAUUGCAAACACUGUGGUUCAAAACCUGGAGAAAGGGCUGGCUCACUCUCAAAUUAAUGACCUAAUUAAAGAGCUGCCAGAAGACUGCAGAGGCCGCUGGGAGAGUUUUGUGGGUGACACUCUGAGAGAGACCAACAGGAGAAACACAGUGGAUUUGGUGAGCACCCAUAACUUACACUCAUCUAGUGAAGAUGAUGACAUGGAGAGCCCUUUCCCCAAUGAUCUGUCCAUCCAACAGGCGUUCUCUGAUUACCAGAUUCAGCAGAUGACCGCCAACUUUGUGGAUCAGUUUGGUUUUAAUGAUGAGGAGUUCAGUGAACAUGAUGAAAAUAUCAAUGCUGCGUUCGAUCGAAUUGCUGAAAUUAACUUCAAUAUAGAUGCAGAUGAUCAUAGUGCCAAUUCUGCAGCUUUUGAGGCAUGUUGUAAAGAAAGAAUCCAGCAGUUCGAUGACUGUGAGGAAGAGGAGGAUAUUUGGGAUGAAAAAGAAAUAAACUAUGCAACACAAAUCAAAUCCAGAUCGAGGUUCGGGGUGUCUCUUUCUUCAGAUAGUUCACCCAAGAGUGCAGUGAGGAAUGGGGGUGGAGGCUGCGGGUCGGCCUCUGAGGAAGAGGAUGUUGAGGAAGAGGCCAGUCCUCAGCAUUCUGCAGUGGCUCAGACUCAAAAUUCAAGCUGGACGGCGAGUUUUGGUGAGACGGAGGUGAGCUCCUCUAGCUCCUGGGGUGGCCCCCCUCAGCAGGGAGGUGAGGGUCCGCAGGACACAAGCUGGACCUCCUUCACUGAGUUCCAGCCUUUCAGCAGCACAGAGUCCAGCCAGACUGAGGGACAUCCUCAACAAGGCCAAGAGAAGAACUCGGCUGGCAGUGGUUCGGCUACAGGAGCGUGGGAAGGAAGUCCUGGGCAAAAAGCCCCUCUGGUGGCCUCAGACAGCAGCUCGUCUGGAGGCUCAGACAGUGAAGAGGACCCUGGAGAAAAUAAGACAGAGAGUUCCCCUAAAACACUUGCCAACCAGACAACAGCACCCUCGAGCGAGGUGCCUACUGAAGCUCUGGAGAAGCUCAGCAUCACAGACAAUAGUGAGUCUUCAGCGUCUACAGAAGAGUCAGACGCUACCACUGUGAUGGAGACAAGAGUCGAGGCGCCUUCUUCAGCUGAGAUCAUGCCUAACGGACCGGUCUGAAGGCUCUGGAUAGGAGUCCGACCCACUCUCUGCUUCUUCCAUUCUGAACCCCCAAACCUCAAUACCACUUUUGGUGUUUAAAUAAAGAAUGCUGCCAUGUUAUUGGUCCUGGAUACUGCCAAUCAGCCCAUAAUUGGAGGAGGAAGCCAGGGGCAUGUAACACAAGAAACCAGUAACCAGUACAGUGCUCAGAGGUGUUAGUCUUUUAAUCCUUUCAACUUUGUAUGAGAUAUGCACAGUUUUAAAUGUAGCAGUGACCGUGUGAUUACAGGAUCUGUCAGGACUUCUUUUUUUCCUUGGUUUGUGUCCCUCCCUUCAUUUUUCUGGAUCUGUUUUUUCGCUCUCAGCCUUGGAUGGUAGAAAACAGGGAUGUGAAGGUCCUAAUUGGAAAGCACAGGCUCAUCCUUCACGGCAUUACGUCUUGAACAUCCUCAUGCAAAAUCGAAAGCCUCGUUGCCUGACAACAGCCUCUGCAACAAUUUACUGUAUGUUGAAGCACAACUGAAAUGUUCUGUAAUGCUUGACACAUUUCUGCACAGGUCACCGCCCUGCCAAGUUCACUUUUAAGAUUU